AUGGCGGAACAACCUCGCAUCCUGCGGCCACGCCCCAGGCGCCCGUUCGAGAUUACCCCUGCCUCUAAUGAGUCGUCCGGACCCCCCACGCCCGCCGACGCCUCCAGCGCCGAUCUGCUGAGUCCCAACACUCAUGAGACCGAAUCGACCUCGACCAGCGUCAGUCGCACCGGCUCCAUCUUGAACCUGACCUCCUCGACCCUCUACGGAAUCUAUCAGCCCACCGCGUUCGGUGGCUUCCGCGGUGAAGACAGCCCCUGGGGCACGGAAGUCCACACUCCCGCGGCCGAGCACCCCCCAGAGCCCAUGCAGCGCGAUGCAGAGAAGUCUGCAACUGAGCCGCGUCGGUAUGCCCUCCGACGGACUCGCUCGCGGCUUAGCCAUGGGAUGUUCCGUGGUGUCAUCUUGCCGCAGGCAGUGAGCAGCGCUUUGCUGUUUGGCUUCGGAAUUGUUUACGGGGUGAUUACUGUCCACCUGCACGACAACCACUGGAUUACUCCUGUCAAGCUCGAGAACAUCCACUACUACGACUCAUGGCAAUACUUGGGUUCUUGGGGACUGGCAGGUGUCGCGUUGGGGAAUGUUCUUCCCUGGCUGGAUAGCUUGCGCGAGAGCGAGGAGGAUGAUCAGACAAAGGCUGGCAGCGAAGACGAACAGGAGCGUACCCCAUCAUGGGUGACUGUUGCUCGCAGUAUCGGAGCAUUUGUCGGAAUUGCUUUUGCCAUGCGUCGACUCCCCUGGCAAUCUACAACCCAAGCUUCAUUGACCCUCGCCCUCGCGAACCCCGUCCUCUGGUAUCUGAUUGAUCGCACUUCGACCGGUUUCCUUCUAUCCGCAGCUGUUGGCAUCACCGGCAUGAGCGCGGUCCUCGGGUUCAAGCCCGAAAUGAUUCCCGCAUCUACCGGACCGUCGGUGGGUACCACAUUUUUGAAUGGAACUGGAUGGGAGAAUGCGAUGGGAGCGGGCAUAACACAGGAAAGCAUUGCGGUCCGGACCUGGGUCGCUAGUGUCAUUUUCUGCGCCUGCGUGUGUUUUGGAAACAUCGGCCGCCAGCUCGCCAUCGGAGCCGGCGUCAGAAAUACCAUGAAGCCAUAA
Molecule: messenger RNA, 1095 nt
Organism: Penicillium cinerascens
Lineage: Eukaryota; Fungi; Ascomycota; Eurotiomycetes; Eurotiales; Aspergillaceae
Product: INSIG family protein
Exons: 2
Coding region: 1-1095 (364 amino acids)
Biological process (GO): sterol biosynthetic process
Cellular component (GO): endoplasmic reticulum
Source: RefSeq, a predicted model, not a curated record